AAAUUUCUGCGUUUAUAAAUCCUAUUCAACCCGAGUGGAAUACCAUUUCAUUGAUCAAUCGAGAUAGAAAGAGCAAAAAUUUCUUAAUUUGAUUGGUUAACGAACUCUACCAGUCGAUUAGGAUUUCCGAACGCAGUCCAAGAAAGAGAACAACGAGAACCAUUGCAAGAUAGUGUAGUCAGUGCAGCAGUAGAAAACAAGUCCAAUGUUAAUCUGUAAUGUGAGGUGAUUUAAAGUGUCAUACACGUAAUUCAAUAUCGGUUAAAUUAUCGUAGUAAUGCUAGCGUCAAAUUAAACAACUGAUACAUUGCUGGAGCCAGUUAUUAGACCAACUGAUACAGAAUAUUUUGGAAUAAUGGAUGAAUUUCCUUUGCUAAAAGUGGAGCUGCAAGCAGAUGUUUACAUGGUGUGUUUGCAACAUGCUUUAUCAACAGAAAACUUUGAAGUGAUGGGUUUACUCAUUGGCAAUUUUGCACAUGGAGUAGCAAAAAUAUCAGCUGUUAUCAUUCUGCGACGAUUAGACAAAAAGAAGGACAGAGUGGAAAUUUCAUCAGAACAAUUACUAAAAGCUGCUGCUGAAGCUGAACGACUAACAGUAGAAUUAAAUCGUCCUAUGCGUGUACUUGGCUGGUAUCAUUCACAUCCACAUAUUACAGUUUGCCCAUCACAUGUAGAUGUCAGGACUCAAGCCACUUAUCAAACCAUGGACCACAGUUUUGUAGGCUUAAUCUUUUCGGUAUUUUCCGAAAGCAAAGAUUCAAAAGAACAUGAAAUCUUUUUAAAUUGUUUUCAAUCUAGUUCAAUCACGGGAAUGGGUGAAGCCAUAGAUGUACCAUUAGAAAUAAUACAUACCGACGACAUUGCAGAUAGAUGUUUAAAAACCAUGACGGAUUUGUCAAAAAUUUUGGUUCAAGAAGAAGAAGAUAUGGCUGAGACAUGUAAAGACCAUCCAGAUGUCCUUGCAACUAUUCACAACAAUGCUGUCAGGACACGUGCAUUGAUCCACAUAACAGAUAUUAUCACGAAGCCGUUGAUACAAACAUUUGAGAAAAGGAUAAUACUGAAUAAGUUACGCGCUGCCCAUCUACGAAAUAAAUUGAAAGAAUUACGAGAAAUGUAUGACGGAUGAAAAUUGCAACAAUUAUAUUUUGAAUCAUGAUGACGUCUACAGGAACUAAAAGAAAAUUCAGGGUUGACUUUGGGAACGUUGUGCGGCGAGAAUUCGGAAUACCAUAUCUGCGUGUAGGUUAUAUGUCUAUACAUCGAUUAGAUUAGCCGAAAUUGGUGGAAUCUGGGGUUAAACAACCAACCGCAUUGAUCGGUUUAACCACGGCUCAUUUUACGACUGUUCAUUCAAGGGAAAAGGUUAGUUUUCGGAGCAUUUUACAAGUGUGCGAUAUGUUCUUUCGGACGAAUUUGUUUAAUGUGGAAAUAGCACGCAAGAAUUUUUAGCAUGCCGUUUCUCGCUUCUGACAUCAUCAAUCCAAUAUGGCCGCAGCAACUGACCAGGAGUCUUAAAACGUGCACUGAAGAAUUACUUUGUAGCAUAAAAGAUACUUGUGAUUAUUGCAAAUUUUAU
Dinoponera quadriceps is the source of this 1579-nucleotide messenger RNA. RefSeq names its product lys-63-specific deubiquitinase BRCC36-like. Gene Ontology annotation, molecular function: metallopeptidase activity; polyubiquitin modification-dependent protein binding; cysteine-type deubiquitinase activity. Gene Ontology annotation, biological process: double-strand break repair. The transcript is spliced from 8 exons. The record is from RefSeq and is a predicted model, not a curated record. Bases 356 to 1129 code for a protein of 257 amino acids. Gene Ontology annotation, cellular component: BRCA1-A complex; BRISC complex. Lineage: Eukaryota; Metazoa; Arthropoda; Insecta; Hymenoptera; Formicidae.